UAGUACUACUCCGUACUCCGUAGCCUCUUCUCGCCUCAUCUCGUGCUGCGCGUCUGACGACCUCGCCCUACCAACCUGCCAAUUUCUUCCUUCCUUCCAUCCGUCCUGCAACCUCCUCCUCUGCUUCUCGAUUUCUCCUCCUCCACUCCAUCGUCUCUCUCUCUCUCUCUCUCUCUGCAGCUAACUCCUCCGAAUUAGGAGGUUCAUCUUGAUGUAAUUGACUGGAUUCAAUAAAAUUUUUCAUUAUCUUGAAAAAGAAAGUAGCGGAGGUGCAACGUUGGCAUAUGGAGAAGCGGAGGCGGCCGGCGGCGGCGGCGAUGCUUCUGGUGCUCAUCCCUGCUGCAUCGCGCCCACCCCAUGGGAUCGUAGCAGCAACAGAAUCCAGUGUCCAGAAUAGUGAGCAGAGCUUUGGUUUCAACCUUACACUUGCCAAGACUAUUGUGGAGUAUGCCUCAGCUGUCUAUAUGACAGAUCUAACAGAGCUCUAUACAUGGACAUGCUCAAAAUGCAAUGACUUAAUCCAAGGGUUCGAGAUGAGACGUCUAAUCGUUGAUGUCCAGAACUGCUUGCAGGCAUUUGUUGGUGUCGAUCACAAUCUCAACGCUAUCAUUGUUUCAAUCAGGGGAACUCAAGAGAACAGUGUACAGAAUUGGAUUAAGGAUAUGCUAUGGAAGCAAUCUGAUCUGAACUACCCGGACAUGCCCGACGCAAAGGUUCACACUGGAUUUUACUCUUCUUACAAUAACACACUUUUACGUCCAGCCAUCGCAAACGCCGUUCACAAGGCGAGGAAGUUAUAUGGAGAUAUUAGCAUAAUAGUUACAGGGCAUUCAAUGGGAGGAGCGCUUGCUUCUUUCUGUGCACUUGAUCUUGCGAUUACCCAUGGAGGCAACAAUGUUUACCUGAUGACUUUUGGGCAGCCGCGCGUUGGCAACGCUGCAUUUGCAUCCUACUUUACCAAAUAUGUGCCCAAUACAAUUCGAGUGACACAUGAGCAUGACAUUGUGCCGCAUUUGCCCCCAUAUUUUUUCAUUUUUCCAGACCAAACAUACCAUCACUUCCCAACAGAGGUCUGGGAACAUGAAGUCGAUGGCAGCACAGUCUACCAAGUCUGCGACGGCAGCGGCGAAGAUCCAGACUGCUCCAGGAGCGUGCUGGUGCUGUUCUGGAGCGCGUCAGACCACCUGACAUACCUUGGAGUGGACAUGGAGGCCGACGACUGGAGCACCUGCAGGAUCGUCCUGGGCAGGAGCGCCGCCGAGACGCUCCUGCUGCAGCACGCACGGCAACUCGCCGGCGGCGACGACGAGAGCGGCGGCGUCAAUGUCGUCGUCAGAGAUCACGGUGUGCAGGUUGUUGGUUCGGAGAUAGCAGUUGCGGCUAGGUAGCCGUACCGUAUGUACUUGUGCAACUUGAAAGUGCGUUUUGUGAACACAACUCACUGAUGGUAUCUCUAUAUAUAUAGUUUUGGCUGUAAAUUUUUAGAUAUUGCUUUCUUCUGUAAUGCUGGUAUAGAUUAAUUGAUAUUGAAGUACACAACAAUUCAAGGCUAGUUGUUUCUCUUC
This is a messenger RNA of Oryza sativa Japonica Group (Japanese rice), 1565 nucleotides long. Its product is annotated as lipase. Gene Ontology annotation, biological process: lipid metabolic process. Lineage: Eukaryota; Viridiplantae; Streptophyta; Magnoliopsida; Poales; Poaceae. The record is from RefSeq and is a predicted model, not a curated record.